Messenger RNA from Pocillopora meandrina, 1487 nucleotides. The record is from the annotation of a GenBank genome assembly. NCBI's taxonomy places the organism in Eukaryota, Metazoa, Cnidaria, Anthozoa, Scleractinia, Pocilloporidae.
AUGGAGAAUAUUGCAACUGAAAAGAAAUCAGUUGAAAACCAUGUUUAUUCAGUGUUGUCCAGAUACAAGAAGAAAUCUGGCUUGUUUUUACAUUUAAGAUAUAAAACAGAGUAUAAAAGAAGGGAGAAAGGACUAGAUCAUGACAAAGAAGUAUUAAAACCAAGAUUCCAGGCAGGUACUGAGUCAAUUUGGAGGCCACAAAUAUCAACUGAGUCAAAGGAUGAUUCUUGCAGCAGCAGUCCAUCUGACCAGUCAUUCCAGAAUGAAAGUAUUAUCAUUCCUUUAUUGAAAAAGCAGAAUUAUUUGGAAGUUGAGCAGUGUUCUAAUGAAUGGAGAGCACUAAGAGUUGGGACUAUCACUGCAAGCAAGGUUCCAUCUCUCCUAGAAUUUAAUGGUGUGAAAGAGUUUGACAAUGGAUGGUUUGCAAUAAAGAACAGAAUUGAUGAACAUGUUUUAAAUCCAAAAAGGAAUAAAUUACCAAAUUUUAUUAGAGGCAAGCAACAGGAACAAAAUGCAAUACAACAAUUUCAAAAUGACACAAAAAUGGGUGUCUCUCAGUGUGGGUACUUCAAACAUCCUUCUGAUAGCAGAUUUGGAGCCAGUCCUGAUGGAGUGAGCACUGGGCGGCAGCAGUUUUUGGUUGAAAUAAAAACCCGAUCCCUUCCCAAUAACACCCAGCUAGAAAAACUAAACGAAGAGGAAAAAAACAAGAAAAUGGAGAUUGCAUUGAAACCAUUACCACAUGUAAGAUGAUGGAUUAUUACAUUGUUGAAUAUUUCACCAACAUAUCAAUAAUUAAUCUCCCAAGUUAACCAUAAAUGCUGAAAGUCAGUACUUUAUUGAGUGACAGUACUCAAUACAAGCAUUGCUAUCAGAGUAGGUCUUCCUCCUUCCACCCUUAUCCACACCCACAAAUAUUUUUGAACCCAUUAGCAUACAUUGUAGCUCAAUAGACAUCUUUACCUUCUUUAUUUGUUAGGUCCACUUCAGACCACGUAGUGCCACUUUUGGGAGUUGAUUCUUUUAUUUGUAAAUAUUUUAACAAAAAAACAAAUCUCAAGGGAAUGACGUGAUCUGAAAUAGGCAAUUUGCAUACUAAGUUGAAAACAGUGAGAAAAUAUCACAGGAUUCAAGUUUCAUAUUAUUAUAUAUUGCAGAUCACAGGAGCUCACUUGUACCAGUGUCACCUUCAGAUGGAGUGCACACAAACAGACCUGACCUAUUUAAUGUCAUAUGUUCCUGAGACAAAAGUUGCUACCUAUUUCCCUGUUCAAAAAAAUCACAUUUUAUGUGAGAUCAUGAUGGAAAUAUUAAUACAUAUAUAUGAAAACAAAUCUUUCCAAGAUCCCUGGGCACAUUUUGAGCAUCCACAUCUUAAAAAGUUGGGUAAUCAGCUGGUGGGCUCAGUGCCAAGUUUUGAAAAUACCCGCCACUUCCGAUCCUGGGUUAAUUCUGUAGCAAAGUCUACACUAUGCAUUUCUUUUUAA